Molecule: messenger RNA, 219 nt
Organism: Vanderwaltozyma polyspora DSM 70294
Lineage: Eukaryota; Fungi; Ascomycota; Saccharomycetes; Saccharomycetales; Saccharomycetaceae
Gene: VMA9
Product: H(+)-transporting V0 sector ATPase subunit e
Exons: 3
Coding region: 1-219 (72 amino acids)
Biological process (GO): proton transmembrane transport; vacuolar acidification
Cellular component (GO): vacuolar proton-transporting V-type ATPase, V0 domain
Molecular function (GO): proton-transporting ATPase activity, rotational mechanism
Source: RefSeq, a predicted model, not a curated record
AUGAGUUUUUGGACAGUAGUAGUUACCUUUGUCAUUGUGUCGUUAGCGUCUGCCUUAUUCUGGGUAUUUGCACCUAAACAAAACCAAACUGUUUGGAGAAGUACAGUCAUAUUAUCACUAGCGAUGAUGUAUCUAAUGUGGGCCAUUACAUAUCUAUGUCAGCUGCAUCCACUAGUGCAGCCACGUCGUUCAGACUUGAGACCUGAACUAGUAGAAUAG